AAAGGAGGAUAAAUUUAUUAAGAACUGGAAAAGGAAAGGGUAUCAGCGAAAGAAAUUAAGCAACUUAGUGAGUCACUCGCUUUGAAAAAUGAAUUGGGAUACCAUCAGCAAAACGCAAACGAGAAUUUACAGCAAUCAAUUUCUUUCCUGCGAGCCAAGAUUUUUCACCAGAAAUAGUCCAACUCUUUCUGCUUCUUCCUCGGUGAGUUAAAUAACAACGUUUUUUCCCAGCUAUGGCAAACAAUUAUAAAGGGCAAUAAGGGAAGAUAACAUUGGAAAACAAAAUUAAAAAGCAAACGCGAUUCAAUCAAAAGCAGAAGCUCCAAAUUGUAGCUUCAGGUCUACCGUGGUUUUGGUGAUGGAAUCGAUUUACAUGGAUGCAAGCCAAACAAGAAAGUUUGCUGUCAAACUGCGUUUGACCACUCCAAAACCACGUUUAAAGGUUUCUACCGGGUAUCCAAACAGACGCUUUUACAAGCUUUCAAUGCUUUUGUUACUUUAUAGUUUUUGUUGACCUUUUUAUUGGUGAAAAGUUCCUGUAGUGUUGAUAUAUAUCCAACAUAAGAUGAAAAUUUAUCUAAAAGUUCUGUUCCCACGUCAUGUAUCCAAAAAUAAAUAAAUAUACACCAAUGGAAGUCUUGAUGUGGUUAUGAAUGUAAACGAUGGCGCAAACAAAAAAUGUGAUGCCACAACCAUUGAUGAUCAUGUUCCUUUUUUGCAAAAGUUGGUAGCAGAAGUGGUGCGAACAUUCUUCUUGAUAUUUGCUGGAUGUGGUUCUGUGGUGGUGAACCUUAACAAUGAUAAAGUUGUGACACUUCCUGGAAUUGCAAUUGUUUGGGGACUUGUUGUUAUGGUAUUAGUCUAUUCUAUAGGUCAUAUCUCUGGUGCCCAUUUCAAUCCCGCGGUCACCAUUGCUCACACUACAACCGGAAGGUUUCCAUUGAAGCAGGUACCAGCUUAUAUAAUUGCUCAGGUCGCUGGCUCAACACUUGCAAGUGAAGCUCUCAAACUCAUAUUCAGUGGCAAGGAAAAUCAAUUUGCAGGAACACUUCCGGCUGGUUUGGACCAUCAAGCUUUUGUGGUCGAAUUUAUUAUCACUUUCUACCUUAUGUUCGUCAUUUCUGGAGUUGCCACCGAUAAUAGAGCGAUUGGUGAAUUGGCUGGACUUGCAGUUGGAUCUACAGUCAUGCUAAAUGUGUUGUUUGCAGGACCCAUCACAGGAGCAUCAAUGAAUCCAGCAAGAAGCUUAGGACCAGCUAUUGUGCACCAUGAAUAUAGAGGAAUAUGGAUAUAUAUGGUGUCACCUAUUCUAGGAGCUUUGGCUAGUACAUGGACCUACACUUUCCUCAGAAUCACAAAUAAGUCAGUUCGUGAGCUCACCAAGAGUUCUUCAUUCCUUAGAGGCAAGGGAGCUGAGUGAUUUAUAAAUGAAAGCAAAUUCUUAAUUGUUCUUUUUAAUAUCAACUUGUAUUGGGGUCCAAGUGUACAAGAAAGAGUCACUACUUUUGGUGUUGCAAGGGAAAUGGGAUGCAAAGUUUCUUCUUAUUUUGUCUCAAUUACCUUUGA
Molecule: messenger RNA, 1566 nt
Organism: Medicago truncatula (barrel medic)
Lineage: Eukaryota; Viridiplantae; Streptophyta; Magnoliopsida; Fabales; Fabaceae
Product: aquaporin NIP1-2
Exons: 6
Coding region: 650-1420 (256 amino acids)
Biological process (GO): transmembrane transport
Cellular component (GO): membrane
Molecular function (GO): channel activity
Source: RefSeq, a predicted model, not a curated record